CGAAUUACGUCCGAACAAAAUUCCACCUACAGAAUGCUGCGAAUCAGCUCGCUACUGCGAGCGGUAAACCAACCGUUGAGGAUAACGCAGAAGCACUGCAUUGCAUUCGGUGCCACACAAAAACGACUCGCAUCCAUCUUUGUCAGCUCCGAUAGCAGCGUGGUACGGCCAGCGAUUACUGCCGAUGGUGCCGCCUUUGCAACGACGCAAUCGGCUUCCGUCCGACACUACGCCAAGGCGAAGGAUAAGAAAAAAGACAAAAAGAAUGCACAGGCGAAGGUAGCGAUCAACGACGAGCAGCUCGGCAGUCUGAUCGAUCUGCCAGGUUUACGGACACAGAUGGAGAAGAGUUUGUCGGCGAUGCGCGAGGAUUACAUCAAAAACCUGUCCCUCCGUUCUACGACCGGAUCCAUCGAAACACUGCGCAUCUCGUUCGAGGGAAAGGACUAUCAGCUGCAAGAGUUGGCGCAGGUUGUACGGAAGAAUCCGAAGACGAUCGUCGUUAAUCUGGUGUCCUUCCCGCAAACCAUUCCCGCCGUGCUGCAAGCCAUUCAGCGUAGCGGAAUGAACCUUAACCCGCAACAGGAUGGUACGACACUGUUCAUCCCCGUACCAAAAGUAACGCGCGAGCAUAGAGAAGGGCUGGCAAAGAACGCUAAAGUACUGUUCAUCAAGUGCCGGGAUCGCAUUAAAGACGCACAGAACCAGUCCAUCAAAAAGCUUAAGAAGCAAUCGAACGCUUCGGAAGACGAAGCGUAUCAGGCACAGCAACAGAUAACGCAGAUCGCUGAUGGAUUCAUCAAGGAGGCGGAGAAAAUUAUGGAAUCCAAGCAAGCGGAACUGCUCGGUGAUUAGUGGUUGAAGUGACGUGCCUUCAACGGUCUACGUAGAUCGCUUGAGGAAGGUAUAGUUGAAGUUGCCCAAUAAAGUUUCUACUCGUUAAA
Molecule: messenger RNA, 944 nt
Organism: Anopheles darlingi
Lineage: Eukaryota; Metazoa; Arthropoda; Insecta; Diptera; Culicidae
Gene: mRRF1
Product: ribosome-recycling factor, mitochondrial
Exons: 1
Coding region: 34-855 (273 amino acids)
Biological process (GO): translation
Cellular component (GO): mitochondrion
Molecular function (GO): ribosomal large subunit binding
Source: RefSeq, a predicted model, not a curated record